UGAGCACGAUCCGACAGGCAGCUGGGUCGCUACCUGCCCGAAUACCCUGUAAUACCCAGGAAAUUACUUGCCCAGGAAGAGAAGCAAGAUGGCUAUCAAAGGUUGCCUGAGCGUUACCAAAUAUUUCCUGUUUGUCUUCAACCUGUUUUUCUUCAUCCUGGGAGGCAUGCUUCUCUGCUUUGGGCUCUGGAUCCUAUUUGACAGAGGCAGUUUUGCAACUAUGAUAGGCUCCUCGGUGCCCACCUUGAAGGUCUGGUCAUAUGUCUUCUCUGGCGUGGGAAUCCUCACCAUGCUGCUGGGUUUCCUAGGCUGCCUCGGGUCACUCAAGGAAAUCAAAUGCCUGCUGGGAUUUUAUUUUGCAUUCCUUCUCCUGCUGUUUUCUGCACAGAUCACCAUUGGAGUGUUGGUGUACACUCAGAGGAAUAAUCUGAGUACCAGACUGGGUACCAUUGUUGAAUCAGUUAUAAAGAACUAUGGCCUAUAUGCAAACCAGACAGAUUUGGAGGAAGGCUGGGACUUUGCUCAAGAAAAGAUGCAGUGCUGUGGCUGGUAUGUACCAGAGGACUGGCUGAAAAACCAUAAGAUGCAGAACAUAUCCAUAAACCUGUAUCCUUGUUCCUGCCGGAAUGUUUCUGCUUUCCAUACAAACAGCAGUGUUAACUCAUCCAUGGAAUUCCCAGAGGCAAAGGCUGGAUUCUGCAUCUCUGGUGCCAAAGACAAAUGGCCAGUAUAUCAGACAGGUUGCAUGAACACUCUGCAGGCAUUUCUCCUAAAUAACAGCAUCACCAUUGUCGGCGUGUGUAUAGGUAUCGCUAUGCUGGAGCUCUUUGUCAUGACAUUGUCGAUGUGUCUGUGUAGAAACCUGGACCAAAACUACAACAAGCUGGCACGCUACUCUUAGGUGGGAUGUCUUCUUCUCCUGCGCAGUUUAUCGAGGACAGAAGACUGGACAUCACUUUACAGCUGAGCGCUUGCUUACGGAUUUUCUGCUUCGUGUUCAUCUCGAACACCUCGGCAGGUUCUUUUUAGCCCAGUUUGUUUAAUCUGUUAAGGUUUCCCAAUCGGCUAACAGUCAGCUUUCACCUGAACAUCUCCCAGGGCCAAAAUCCUGAGCUGCAGACCACUAGGCCGGAGAUGUCCUGAGCUAAUACAGUUAUUCUUGAAGGACUUGAUGGUCUUCUUCUCAUCCUCAGCAACUGCGUCACAGACAUUUCCUCAGAAAGACUUGUUUUUUUCUAAUGUAACAAAAAGCGCGGGCUGAUUUCACAAAGGGCUGCCAUUUUCAGUAUUUCACAGCAUACAGGGCUGAAGUGGAGUGUAAUAUAUUUGUAAUGUCUUUGAGCAUGUAUUUUGUAGUGACAACCAACUGCCGCACAAAACUGAUACAUGGAUCAGUGGUGACACCUAAGAGUCAAUAUGUUUCUUUAUAGAUUUUCUUUUAUUACUAGAAUUUAAGGUACAACAUUUAGGGCUCUUACACACGAGCGUUAAUUCGUGCGCUCCCCUGCUUUGCGCUUUCUUCUGUUCAUCGCAGGAAAAAACGCCCGUGUAAGAGCCCUUAAAGGGCUAUUUUUUCCAUGAUCUGUUGAUACUCUUUUAAAGAGAUACGGACCCCAGAAAAUAAUCUUUUUUUUAUAUCUAUCAUAACAUUAUCUUUGAAUGCUAUUUAUAAUUUUGCCAUAAAUGUAUUUGCCUGAUGCUUUUACAUUACCUUUCUUAUUACCCUGUUCCUCUAGGAGAGGCUGCCAUAUCUGUGCAGCAGGAGUCCGUUAGUAUUAGAAACUCUAACUGACAAGUUGAGAAUGGACAGUCAGGUUGACAAAACAUUCAGGUUUAGGAACUUCAAUCAACAAUUACUUACAAAAGCAGAACUAUCAGCAAUAAACGAUCAACAUUACAUUUCAUGUAGAUGAAUAUUUUGAAAUGAAAUUUUUAGUGUCAGUAUCACUUUAAGCUUGUUUAUCAAAACGGCCAACUCUGAACAGUUGGAUUACUUAGUAUAAAUGUAUUUGAAGAUCAUUUUUUUGUAACUUUAACUAAGCAAUUUAGUUCAAAGUAAAAUCAGUUAAAUGAGUCCUGGUUGUUCAGAAUGACAGUUGCAAUGAAUUGGACAUUCCUGCGGGUCUGCUCCUGGAAUUUACUGGGUCCCAGAGUGAAAUCCUUUCAGGUUCUCUUCUUCCUCUAAAGAUCUGGUUUCCAGUCAGGGUCAGACUGGGCCAGCGGGACACUGGGAAAAAAACUGGCCUAAACCCUGGGCCCCCAGUCAGAUGCUGUUUCCAUUCAUGUGUUCAGUAUUACCCAUUCAUGUAUUGACUGAAUGGGUCCUAGCCUAGGGGGGUUUAACAUACAUUUUAAAAUAGAAGAAAGCAGGCAGACAGGAGGGUGCAGUGGUUUGCUUGUAGGAAACAUGGAGGCAUUUAGACCUAUGGUACAGUGACGGCCGAAUAAAUUUCCACGUUUAGCCGCCGUGGAAUAAAUUCGCAAAACUCCCGCGAAAAUUUGUCAAUGUCAAAAUAAUUUGGACACACGUCGAAAAAGUUGCUCAUGUCAAAACUGUCACACGGCAACGCUAUUCGGAUGCCCAUUGACUUUAUUUUACACCCGCGUCAAUUUUGACGUCCACGUUAAAGUCCUACUAAUCCUACAUUUGCCAAGUGAUUUUAACAACGAAAUGCAGUUUACAAAAUGUACAUUGUACACAACUGUUUCACCUGUAUUUCAGUAUUGUCGAGUGAUUGUUUUGUUUGUUUUUAAUUUGUAUACAGUUUUCUAUGUUUUUCAUAUACAGCAGAAUUUGCAUGGAAUUUAAUAAAUAACUUCAAACUGG
Molecule: messenger RNA, 2827 nt
Organism: Xenopus laevis (African clawed frog)
Lineage: Eukaryota; Metazoa; Chordata; Amphibia; Anura; Pipidae
Gene: cd37.S
Product: CD37 molecule S homeolog
Cellular component (GO): plasma membrane; membrane
Source: RefSeq, marked provisional